CAUUACCAAAGUACAAAACAUAAACUCCUUCUGUCUCUCUCCUCUCUACCUCAAUUUAAUUCUCCUGAUUUGUUUUUUUUUCCACCAAAAAAAAGAGAUAACAAAGAAAAACAAAUAGCUAAAACAUAUGGCGGUAGACUCCAACCUCUCUUCGCCCUUGGGACCUCCGGCGUGUGAGAAGGACGCAAAAGCCCUUCGUUUCAUCGAGGAAAUGACCCGAAACGCCGACACCGUUCAAGAAAACCUUUUGGCGGAGAUUCUCGCUCGCAACGCUGACACCGAGUACCUCCGCCGCUUCAACCUAUGCGGCGCCACCGACCGUGAUACCUUUAAAACGAAGAUUCCAGUCAUUACAUACGAAGAUCUCCAGCCAGAGAUUCAACGCAUUGCUGAUGGAGACCGCUCUCCCAUCUUAUCUGCCCAUCCCAUCUCUGAGUUCCUCACUAGCUCUGGAACAUCAGCCGGAGAGAGGAAACUUAUGCCGACCAUUAAAGAAGAGCUCGAUCGUCGCCAGCUUCUUUACAGUCUCCUCAUGCCCGUAAUGAAUUUGUAUGUGCCGGGUCUAGAUAAAGGAAAGGGAAUGUACUUUUUGUUCGUUAAGUCCGAAACAAAGACACCGGGUGGGCUACCAGCUCGACCGGUUUUGACCAGUUAUUACAAGAGUGAACACUUUCGGUCACGGCCGUACGACCCCUACAACGUCUACACAAGUCCCAACGAAGCCAUUCUCUGUCCCGAUUCAUUUCAAAGUAUGUACACUCAGAUGCUAUGCGGCCUCCUUGACCGCCUUUCUGUCCUCCGAGUGGGCGCCGUCUUUGCCUCUGGUCUCCUCCGUGCCAUCCGCUUCCUCCAGCUCCAUUGGUCUCGCUUCGCCCAUGACAUCGAGUUAGGAUGUCUUGACUCCGAGAUAACUGACCCGUCUAUAAGACAAUGCAUGUCCGGUAUUCUCAAACCAGAUCCUGUCCUGGCAGAGUUCAUCCGCCGGGAGUGCAAGUCGGACAAUUGGGAAAAAAUCAUUACCCGAAUUUGGCCAAACACUAAGUACCUUGACGUCAUCGUAACUGGAGCCAUGGCUCAGUAUAUCCCAACGUUGGAAUACUAUAGUGGUGGUCUUCCGAUGGCUUGCACCAUGUACGCCUCCUCCGAGUGUUACUUUGGUUUGAACCUUAACCCAAUGAGCAAACCAUCAGAAGUCUCUUACACCAUCAUGCCCAACAUGGCCUACUUCGAGUUCAUCCCUCUCGGUGGCACCAAGGCCGUUGAACUCGUUGAUGUAAAUAUCGGUAAAGAGUAUGAACUCGUUGUCACGACCUAUGCUGGUCUCUGUCGAUACCGAGUUGGUGACAUCCUUCGAGUCACAGGUUUCCAUAACUCCGCACCUCAGUUCCACUUCGUGAGGAGGAAGAACGUCCUCCUCAGCAUCGACUCUGACAAGACCGACGAGUCAGAGCUUCAAAAGGCGGUGGAGAAUGCAUCAAGUAUUCUUCAUGAAGAGUGUGGGAGCCGCGUAGCCGAGUACACUAGCUACGCAGACACAAGCACGAUCCCGGGCCACUAUGUCUUAUACUGGGAGUUGUUAGUGAGGGAUGGGGCGAGGCAGCCAAGUCAUGAGACUCUGACUCGUUGCUGCCUUGGGAUGGAAGAGUCAUUAAACUCGGUUUACCGGCAAAGCCGAGUCGCGGACAACUCGGUUGGACCAUUGGAGAUUAGAGUGGUGAGAAACGGAACGUUCGAGGAGCUGAUGGAUUACGCAAUCUCAAGAGGUGCAUCAAUUAACCAGUACAAGGUACCAAGGUGCGUGAACUUUACACCUAUCGUGGAGUUACUAGAUUCUAGGGUUGUGUCGGCGCAUUUUAGCCCAUCCUUACCGCAUUGGACGCCGGAGAGAAGGAGAAGAUAAGGACAGGCCCAUGUUUUUUCCUUGGAGUUCUCGUGAAGUCAAAGGCUUUAAAAUUAAUUAGCGGUUUGGUCUUGUAAUAUAAUUAGAUUCCUUGCUGGUGCUUUAGUUUUUCUUCUCGCUUUUAAUGUGUCUUUUUACUCGUUUUUUUUCACUGUGGGAUCUCUGUGUGUAAUUUGGUUGUUUUUUUCUCUACUUGGGACAACAUAUCCUGAUUAGAGACGUUUUUUAUUCCCAGGGACCAUGUCUACUUUGAUGGAAAUCAAUGCCAUUCGAUUAGUAAAUUUGUUAGAAAAGUUUCGUUAUUUAUUUACAAUGUACUUAUUUAGCAGCUAAUUAAUUU
This is a messenger RNA of Arabidopsis thaliana (thale cress), 2240 nucleotides long. RefSeq names its product Auxin-responsive GH3 family protein (gene GH3.1). The coding region runs from base 128 to 1900 and encodes 590 amino acids. The transcript is spliced from 3 exons. Lineage: Eukaryota; Viridiplantae; Streptophyta; Magnoliopsida; Brassicales; Brassicaceae. The record is from RefSeq and is marked reviewed.